AUGGGCCCAUUGGUCAGCUGGAGAGAUAUCCAGCACCUGCUGGUCAAGACGUCCAGGCCUGUCCACCUGAAGGCCAACGACUGGAAGACCAACGCAGCCGGACACAGAGAUCCCCAGCAGAGACCCACCAGCAUUCAGAGAUCCCCAGCAUUCAGAGAUCCCCAGCAUCAGAACCCCAGCAUUCAGAGAUCCCCCAGCAUUCAGAGAUCCCCCAGCAUUCAGAACCCCAGCAUUCAGAGACCCACCAGCAUUCAGAGAUCCCCCAGCUUUCAGAGAUCCCCCAGUAUUCAGAGAUCCCUCAGCAUUCAGAGAUCCCCCAGCAUUCAGAGAUCCCCCAGCAUUCAGAGAUCCACCAGCAUUCAGAGACCCACCAGUAUUCAGAGAUCCCCCCAGCAUUCAGAGAUCCCCCAGCAUUCAGAGAUCCCCCAGCAUUCAGAGAUCCCCCAGCAUUCAGAGAUCCCCCAGUAUUCAGAGAUCCCCCAGUAUUCAGAGAUCCCCCAGCAUUCAGAGAUCCCCCAGCAUUCAGAGAUCCCUCAGCAUUCAGAGAUCCCCAGCAUUCCAGAGAUCCCCCAGCAUUCCAGAGAUCCCCCAGCAUUCAGAGAUCCCCCAGCAUUCAGAGAUCCCCAGCAUUCAGAGAUCCCCCAGUAUUCAGAGAUCCCAGCAUUCAGAGCAUCCUGGCAUUCAGAGAUCCCCCAGCAUUCAGAGAUCCCCCAGCAUUCAGAGAUCCCCCAGCAUUCAGAGAUCCCCCAGUAUUCAGAGAUCCCCCAGUAUUCAGAGAUCCCCAGCGUUCAGAUCCCCAAUUUCAAGGUCCCCAGCAUUCCGAGAUCCCUCAGCAUUCAGAGAUCCCCCAGUAUUCAGAGAUCCCCCAGUAUUCAGAGAUCCCCCAGUAUUCAGAGAUCCCCCAGCUAUUCAGAGAUCCCCCCAGUAUUCAGAAGAUCCCCAGCAUUCAGUCCCCAGCAUCCAGCAUCCCAGUAUUCAGAGAUCCCCAGCAUUCAGAGAUCCCUCAGUAUUCCAGAGAUCCCCCGUCAUUCAGAGAUCCCUCAGCAUUCAGAGAUCCCCCAGCAUUCAGAGAUCCCCCAGUAUUGCAGAGAUCCCCCUAGCAUUCCAGAGAUCCCCCAGCAUUCAGAGAUCCCCCAGCAUUCAGAGAUCCCCCAGCAUUCAGAGAUCCCCAGCAUUCAGAGAUCUAGCUUCAGAGAUCCCCCAGCAUUCAGAGAUCCCUCAGCAUUCAGAGAUCCCCCAGAAGCAUUGAGAUCCCCAGCAUUCAGAGGUCCUCGACCGUUCAAGUCCCCAGCAUUCAGAGAUCCCCCUGAUAUUCAGGAAUCCCACAGCAUUCAGAGAUCCCCCAGCAUUCAGAGAUCCCCAGCAUUGAAUCCCUCAGCAUUCCAGAGAUCCCCCAGUAUUCCAGAGAUCCCCAGCGAUUCAGAGAUCCCUCCUUGCAUUCAGAGAUCCACCAGCAUUCAGAGAUCCCUCAUAGCAGCCACACCAGACCUCACCACAUGCCACCGAGAGCUGAAGCCACUGUGA
Messenger RNA from Oncorhynchus masou masou (cherry salmon), 1524 nucleotides. RefSeq lists its product as uncharacterized. The record is from RefSeq and is a predicted model, not a curated record. Bases 1 to 1524 code for a protein of 507 amino acids. Lineage: Eukaryota; Metazoa; Chordata; Actinopteri; Salmoniformes; Salmonidae. The transcript is spliced from 4 exons.